CUAUAUAUUUUAUCCAUUAUUUAGAUGACUGCUGAUCAAACUGAAGUUGCUGUAAAAUUUAAAAUGGAUUUAAAAGUCAUUGGAAAUAUCCCUGUGUUGGUGCAUGCUUCUAUUCCUGGUCACACCGAUGCGGUUCAAAGAUAUUUGAAUGUCAUAGCAGAAGGUUCUACAUAUGAGAAGAGCGAGCCAAUAUCAGUGAAUGUGUCCUCCAAGGAAUCUUUCACGAAAGCAGUCAGUAUCGCAUACCCACCGAAAGUUGUGGAGGGAUCCGAGGUUGUGUCUGUGUCACUCAUUGGUGACAUCAUGGGACCAGUAUUAAGUGGACUCGAAAGAUUGAUCAGGUUCCCCACAGGCUGCGGCGAACAGACCAUGCUAUCGCUCUAUCCCAACGUGCUUGUCUUCUUGUACCUGGAAGCCCGAGCACGACUCAGUGCAUCGACGAAACAGAAACUUGAGAAAAAUACCAUCGCAGGUUACCAAAAUGAAUUAAGGUACCAGCACAAAGACGGGUCAUUCAGUGCCUUCGGGGAUAGAGAUAAAUCAGGAAGUACUUGGUAAGUUAUCUCUUGGUUUCACAAUUGUUAUUUGACCCCCAAGGUUUCAUUCAUUCCGACAUAGGAUGUA
Octopus bimaculoides (California two-spot octopus) is the source of this 624-nucleotide messenger RNA. RefSeq names its product CD109 antigen. Gene Ontology annotation, molecular function: endopeptidase inhibitor activity. The record is from RefSeq and is a predicted model, not a curated record. Gene Ontology annotation, cellular component: extracellular region. NCBI's taxonomy places the organism in Eukaryota, Metazoa, Mollusca, Cephalopoda, Octopoda, Octopodidae.